AUGGAUACUAGUCAUAUAGCACCACGGGGUAUGGUUGUCACUCCCCAUCAUUUAGCGACGCAAAGUGCUGUUAAAAUCUUGAGAGAUGGUGGAACUGCUAUGGAAGCAAUGGUCACUGCUGCUGCUGUCAUUUCUGUUGUAUACCCUCAUAUGAAUAGUAUUGGAGGUGACGGUUUCUGGCUCAUAGUUCCUCCUGAGGGCGAUCCUAUUGCGAUAGAAGCUUGUGGAGCAGCUGGUAGUUUAGCUACGAGGGAUUUUUAUGAAGGCUACGAGACGAUUCCCUUCAAAGGCCCUAAAUCUGCAUUAACUGUGGCUGGUACAGUGGGUGGUUGGGAAGAAGCUUUAAAGUACGUAGCUGAAUGUGGCUAUCAAAGAAUGUCUAUUUCGAAGUUAUUGGAGGAUGCUAUAACGUAUGCAGAUAAAGGAUUUGCCGUAUCAUCUUCCCAGGAAAAAGGAAUGCGUGAUCUUAAUAUAACUAAAAAUAUGUUAACAGAAUUCAAAGACACAUUUUUAUCAAAUGGAGAAAUAUAUAAAACAGGACAACGAUUUUAUCAAAAGAAUUUAGCUAGAACAUUUAGGGAACUAUCAGAGAAUGGCUUAAAUAGUUUCUAUCGGGGUAAUUUGGCGAAAUUGAUUGCGAAGGACAUGAAAUCCCUUGGUAUGCCAAUCACAGAAUCAGAUCUUGCAAAUUACUCGCCCGUUAGACGAACUCCUUUGAGAUUACAACACUCAUGUGGAGAGAUUUUCAACCUACCACCGCCCACACAAGGCGUACUUUCUUUAUCUAUUCUUGCAAUCUUAGAUAAGCUACGCAUUGAUGGCAAACAUGAAGGUCAAUUUAUUCAUGCAACAGUUGAAGCUACAAAACAGGCAUUUGUAUUACGGGACCGGUAUAUAACCGACCCUCGUUACAUGAAAGUCGAUGCCCAAUCACUGUUAGAAAGUCACGCAAUUUCCGAAAUGACGAGUAAUAUUAGUCUCAAUGAAAUAUCUACUGUCGGAAAGGGUGAAGGCCCCGGGGAUACGAUUUGGAUGGGUAUUAUGGAUAGUAAAGGAUUUUCAGUUUCAUUUAUACAGAGCAUUUAUCAUAAUUUUGGUAGUGAAGUUGUUUUACCCUCUACGGGUAUUUUAUGGCAUAACCGUGGCGUUUCCUUCAAUUUGAAGAAAGAUCACAUACGAUCUUUGAUUCCAGGUAAAAAGCCAUACCAUACAUUGAAUCCGGCAGCUGCUCGCUUAAACGACGGUCGCUUAUUGAUUUACGGCACUAGAGGUGGAGACGGCCAACCUCAGACGCAAGCUGCUAUAUUUCACAGGUAUGCCGUUCAGAAAAUCAAUUUGCAAACGUCCGUUUCAAUGCCAAGAUGGUUGUACGGGCCGAUAACCGGACAUUUCGAAAAUAACUUAAAAUUGGAAAAUCGAGUUAGUAAUGAAACAAUUGAAUAUUUAAAAAAGAGAGGCCAUGACAUAUUUAUGUUACCGCCAUAUUCUGAGAUAGUGGGCCAAGCUGGCGCUUUAGUGAGACACCUUGAUGGCUUGAUGGAAGGUGCAUACGAUCCGCGAAGCGAUGGUAGUGCAGCCGGAUAU
This is a messenger RNA of Brenthis ino (lesser marbled fritillary), 1584 nucleotides long. The record is from the annotation of a GenBank genome assembly. Lineage: Eukaryota; Metazoa; Arthropoda; Insecta; Lepidoptera; Nymphalidae.